UCUGCAAUGUCGGUGAAUUCGGAUCAAAACUUCAGAGUUGUUAGUGUUGAUGAUCAAUCAGGAAAUGAAACCCUAAUGGAAAAUCGAAAUAAUCUGGAUUUAGUUUGUGAAUCGGUUAUUGAUGAUGGGGUUAGGGUUUUUGGAGAAGGUAAUGAUGUUGUUAAGGGUUUAAGAGUGCAAAUGGAAGGUUUAGGUGUGGAGAUUGAUUUGGGUCCAUGUGAUCUCGAAGGUGAAAUGGCCUUUGCAGGGUAUAGUCGGCUUGAUGGUGAGCUUGUGGUUGAUUUGAUGGGAUUUUCACAUCUUGCACGAAGGGGGAAUGUAGUAGAAGGAGCCGAUGACAUGCAAGAUGUAUCAGGUGGGACAAAUGGAUCUGUUCCUGAUGGUAGAACAGUCAACAUUAAUGAUGGUAUAGAUGUUGGGCCUGAUGCUAUCGUUCCAGAAAGACGAGGGGUUAAGCACCGAAUGGAAGAGGAAGGGAAGUUUUACGUGUCCGAUUUAGUAUGGGGUAAGGUGAGGAGUCAUCCUUGGUGGCCUGGGCAGAUAUUGGACCCUUCUGCUGCAUCAAACAGCGCAAUGAAAUACUUUAAAAAGAAUUGCUAUCUUAUAGCUUACUUUGGUGACCAGACAUUUGCAUGGAAUGAAGCAUCUAGCAUUAAGCCAUUUAAGAUGUACUUCUCUCGAAUGGAGAAACAGAGCAACUCAGAACACUUUUCUCAUGCAGUGAACUGUGCUCUAGAUGAAGUCUCUAGACGGGUUGAGUUGGGGCUCGCCUGCCCAUGUUUGCCGGAGGAAGCCCGAGCAAAAAUGGAAUCUCAGAUUGUUGCAGAGGCUGGUAUCCAGGCGGAAUCAAACAUGAGAAUUGGAGGUGACAACUUUUCAGAUCAAACCCCAUUUAACCCUGCCGAACUUGUGAGAACACUCAAGUCAGUAGCAGCAGCUCCACAUUCCCGGCUUGACAGAUUGUCGUUUGUGUUGGCAAAAGCUCAAUUGGCGGCCUUUAAUCGCUGGAAUGGUUAUAAUGAGCACCCAGUAAUAGAAGAAUUUAGCGGUUUGUUUGAGAAUGAUAAUGAUGUUGAACCACUGCUUGGGAAGAGUGAUGUGGCGUCGGAGGAAAAUUCUAAUGUCCAAGGUACUUCCUCAACAAAGCGUCCUCGUUGCUCGGGGAUUGCUGAGCACCCUGGUAAAAAAGUAAAAUCAAUGUCCGUGUUGGUGUAUGGGAGCAGUUCACGUAAAUCAAAUGAUCAGAAGAAUUCUAGAGGAAUAGCUGGGCGAGAGAGGAAGUCUGUGUCUUCUGAGAAGAGACAUUUAGCAUUUGAAUAUAUGCCUAGCAAUUCAAAGGCAAAAAGAAGGAAAAAAGAAUUGUCACCAAGCAGUGGUAACAAGAUGUCUUUACCUCAUAAAGCUGCAAGGCGAAAUCUCAAGUCUAUUGACAGAAACUCCCGAAGAACGAGCGAGCAUAAUGAGAACUUGAGAAAUAUUGAAUUUGGAGAUUCAGUUCUUGGUCUCGUGAAAUCUGAAGGAGAACAGUUGAGUCCAAAAGAAUUCCCUUCUCCAACAGAAAUGCUCUCAAAGCUCUAUUCGGCAGCCAGGGAUCCCAUGAAUGCGAGUCGUAUUUUGCUGUCACAAGCUAGUUUGUUCUGUGAUUAUAGGAAUUUAACUUGCUCGGAAACUACCGUGUCAGCAGACCUCUCAAAGCCGACAGAAAAGCAUAUAGGACAAAAUUCAUCCAACUCAGCAUCUGCUGAAACUUUGUCGAUAGAAGGUAUUGAGGACUCAUAUUGGACUGAUAGGAUUAUUGAAUGCAACCCCGAAGAUCAGGUGUUAUUUGAACCAGAGGUCCAAAACGAGGUGGAUUUUCCUAAUGCUAAAUGGGAGACUUCUCCUGGCCUGAGUCCGAUCUUGGACCAUAAACAAGAAGUAGGCCCGUUGGUUGAGAAUUCAGAAAGAGAAAAUCUAUCUGAUCUUGUGGAUGGAAGUUCCGAAUACUCCCCAACCACGCUGAUUCUUAAGUUUUCAGAUUUAGAAUCAGUUCCUCCCAUAGCAGAUCUAAACAUAAUAUUUAGUCAGUAUGGUCCACUUUGUGAAUCUGAGACCAAGCUUAUUCACAAGAGAAAACAAGUAAAAGUUGUUUUCAAGAGGCGUGCCGAUGCUGAAACUGCUUUUAGCAAGUCAGGGAAAUUCAGUAUUUUUGGUCCAUCACUCAUCAGUUACCGCCUACAGUAUUCACCAUCACCACGCAAAGCAUCUUGUACCUCAAAACGUAAAAGGAAGUAUGCAGCAUCAGUAGCAGUGAAGGGCGUUCAAAACUGAAGUAAGAUGAAUUCUUCAUUACCUAAUUUGCUGGAUUUUCCCCGUCGGAUUAAAUAGUUAACUUGUUAGCUAUGUUAAUAUGAAUUUUGUUGCACAUAGCUGAAAUUAACUGCUGACUGUUUUGUCUACUUAGAAAUGUUUUAGAUAUAGAAAAAUAGACUGGGAAAUAUCCCAUUUAUUUGUGUUCAACUAAGAAUUUUGUGUCUAUAUAUUCGUUUACCC
Solanum verrucosum is the source of this 2532-nucleotide messenger RNA. RefSeq names its product PWWP domain-containing protein 5-like. Bases 7 to 2310 code for a protein of 767 amino acids. Lineage: Eukaryota; Viridiplantae; Streptophyta; Magnoliopsida; Solanales; Solanaceae. The record is from RefSeq and is a predicted model, not a curated record. The transcript is spliced from 2 exons.